Molecule: messenger RNA, 2247 nt
Organism: Fusarium redolens
Lineage: Eukaryota; Fungi; Ascomycota; Sordariomycetes; Hypocreales; Nectriaceae
Product: FAD-binding domain-containing protein
Exons: 1
Coding region: 1-2247 (748 amino acids)
Biological process (GO): defense response; superoxide anion generation
Cellular component (GO): plasma membrane; NADPH oxidase complex
Molecular function (GO): superoxide-generating NAD(P)H oxidase activity; calcium ion binding
Source: RefSeq, a predicted model, not a curated record
AUGGCAGAGCCCAACCCUCAUCGAAAAUCCAUCGUAGCCAACCAUCCAAUCCGCACCUCCAACAACAUCCAAUACCUAACUGACGAUGAAAUCUCCGAAUUCCUCGAUGAUCUCGACCACAACAACGAUGGCUUCAUAAAUUACAACGAAGUCGAGCGAAAACUCGACCAGGAGCACGCCGAGCUAGUCCCGAAACCGAGCGCCCACCACGUCAUACAACGGGACCAUACCCAAGAUGACCGUGCGCGCCAUCAGUUCCUGCGCAGUAUGAUGGGCUCCGACGCGGAGAAGAUUCCAAGGGAUGAGUUUGCGAAGAUGGUGAAGGAGUGGAAGAUCCCUUCGUUGAAGCAGGCGAAGAAGGAAGAGGAUGAGGAUAAGAGCUAUAUUAAGCGAUUGCCCGGUUGGAGACGAAUUCGUUCGUAUUGGGCUGUUCAUGGGCCGGAGAUUGUGUUUCUGGGGGUUGUUAUCGGUAUGCAGUGCGCUUUUGGCAUUUGGCAAUUGGUCAAGUACCAGACUACCCCUGGAUAUCGUGAAGCGUUCGGCUGGGGAGUUGUCAUGGCCAAAACUUGCGCUGGUGCGCUGUAUCCGACAUUCUUCUUCCUGAUUCUCAGCAUGUCGCGAUACUUUUCGACAUGGCUGCGCAGGUCGUAUCAUAUCUCACGCUUCUUCAACUGGGAUUUGUCGCAGGAGUUCCAUAUCCGAAUCUCUUGUGUUGCUAUUUUACUCGCGACGCUGCAUGCCAUUGGACACUUGACUGGAUCAUUCGUGCAUGGCAGCGAUCCUAAGAAUGAAGACGCCGUCGCAGAUGCUCUUGGUCCAGACAUGGUCCCCCGCCCAUACAUCGACUACAUCCGCUCGUUGCCCGGUUUCACCGGCAUUACUGCCCUCGGCCUGUUCUACAUCCUCUCACUACUCAGCAUUCCUCAAGUGCGAAAAUGGAAUUACGAGAUCUUCCAGCUUGGCCAUCUACUCAUGUUCCCCAUCAUCGGCCUCAUGAUGGCUCAUGGAACAGCAGCAUUGCUUCAGUGGCCUAUGUUCGGAUACUUUCUCGCAUUCCCAACUCUUCUGGUUCUUGUUGAGCGCGCAGUCCGUGUGUGCCUCGGCUUUCAUCGCAUCAAAGCCACCAUGAAAGUUCUCGACAAAGAAACCGUUGAGAUCACCGCAGUCAUUCCCAGUGAGCGACUCUGGAAGUAUAAGGCUGGACAGUACAUCUUCCUCCAGGUCCCAAAGAUCAGCUUCUUCCAAUGGCAUCCGUUCACCGUCUCUUUUUGUCGCGGCAACAAGAUGAUGCUGCACAUCAAGACCGACGGCAAUUGGACAGCCAAGCUUCGCGAACUAGGAGGUAAUUCUGGAGAGUCUGAGAUCGAGGUUGGCAUCAAUGGUCCUUUUGGUGCACCCGCUCAACGAUUCUAUGACUUCAAUCACUCAAUCAUCAUUGGCGCUGGUAUUGGAGUGACUCCAUUCUCUGGCAUCUUGGCUGAUCUGCAGUACAACGAUGAUCUUGAUCACGGCGGCCCGAACCACGAAGUUGAACAUCCUCGCCAUGACUCUGAUGUGACUGCUGUAUCUCCAGAGCGCAACGGGUCAGCGUCAGUCACUAGCACUGAUGCAGAGAACAGCGACAACGUCCCAGAAUCCCCGACCAGGCAAGGAAGUGUCGGACGCGAUCUCAUCAACAAAGAGAAGCAGCCCCAAACCGACCGCGCCGCAACUUUUGCAGACGACUAUCGACGCGUUGACUUCCACUGGAUGGUGCGCGAGCGAAACUACCUCCUCUGGCUUUCCGAUCUUCUCAAUGAUGUAUCAAUGAGCCAAGACUGGCAUCGCGAGCAUGAAAUCCAUCCUCAUCUCGACAUCCGCAUCAACACCCACGUCACAGCCAAACGCAAGAGACCCACCACCCAUGUAUACCGCUGGCUCCUUGAGAUGCACCGUACGGAUGAGCAUCCCGCGUCUCCUCUCACUGGUCUCCUCAAUCCUACGCAUUUUGGAAGACCUGACUUUGAUCAGAUUCUGGAUGAGCAUUAUGAAGAGAUGCUCAAGUUCAGGGCUAGUAAGAGGAAGAGUAGACGCGACAAGGAGGAUGAGAGCUACGAAGAGGACGAGGAGCUCAAGGUUGGUGUGUUUUACUGUGGUGCGCCUGUUGUUGGUGAGGUUUUGGCAGAUAAGUGCCGCGAACUUACGUUGAGGGGAUGGCAGGAUGGAAGUAAGUUGGAGUAUCACUUCAUGAUUGAGGUGUUUGGAUAG